AUGAAAAUAAAAGGCAAAAAUGAGAAAAGCAAAUUAACAAGAUUUCAAUUAGACAGUGGAGCAGCAUGCAAUAUAAUCACUGCAAGAACAUUGAAAGAGCUUGAUAUUAACCAAUUACAGAAAUCAAGUCAAAUACUGACAAUGUACAACAAUACCACAAUAAAACCGAUAGGAACAUGCAUUCUAAAAUUUGUAAAUCUAAAGAACAAUGAUCAGUUUAAGGCAGAAUUUGUAGUGGUAAAAGAUGGCACUUUGACUCCGUUGUUAGGUAGCAAAGCAGUGCAAACUAUGAAUUUGGUAACUGUAAAUUAUGAAAAUAUUAAAGCAGUGAGACAGGGUGCGCUUUCUAAACCCUUUUCAACAGACAUAGUUAUAAAGGAAUAUGCAGACAUAUUUGAAGGGACUGGUAAAUUGCAAGCAUCACUAGAAUUGGACAAUACUGCAAAUCCUUUAGAACAUCCGCCAAGAAAAGUACCUGUCGCUAUAAAAGAGAAGCUUCAUUCCGAAUUGGAAAGACUGACAAAGUUAGAAAUUAUAAAACCAGUUUCAACGCCAAAUCCGUGGGUUCCAAGUUUGGUAACUGUCGUAAAAAAACCAGACAAACUUCGGAUAUGCAUUGAUCCGAAGCAUUUGAACCAGCAGUUGAAAAGAAGUCAUUAUUCGCUACCAACUAUCGAUGAUUUACUACCAGAACAGAGUAUAGCAAAGGUAUUUAGUUUCGUUGAUGCUAAAAAAGGAUUUUGGCACGUAGAAUUGAAUGAAGAAAGCUCGUUGUUGACAACAUUCAACACACCGUUCGGACGCUACAGAUGGUUGCGAAUGCCGUUCGGUUUAUCUUCUGCACCAGAAGAAUAUAAACGAAGGCAAGACCAAACAGUUGAAGGUUUGCCAGGUGUACGAAGCAUGGUAGAUAAUAUUCUUAUCGAUGGCGAAGGCGAUACAGAAGAAGAAGGCAUUGAUGACCACGAGGAAAUUUCGGGCUUUAAUUGA
This is a messenger RNA of Mytilus trossulus (common blue mussel), 990 nucleotides long. RefSeq lists its product as uncharacterized. The record is from RefSeq and is a predicted model, not a curated record. The transcript has a single exon. Bases 1 to 990 code for a protein of 329 amino acids. Lineage: Eukaryota; Metazoa; Mollusca; Bivalvia; Mytilida; Mytilidae.